Molecule: messenger RNA, 858 nt
Organism: Cicer arietinum (chickpea)
Lineage: Eukaryota; Viridiplantae; Streptophyta; Magnoliopsida; Fabales; Fabaceae
Product: auxin-responsive protein IAA30
Biological process (GO): regulation of DNA-templated transcription
Cellular component (GO): nucleus
Source: RefSeq, a predicted model, not a curated record
UUUAUUUAAGGGCUUAAAGUGGCGGCUUGUUCUGUCAUGUAGUAGCUACUUGUUUGUUCUCUUCACACAAUGGGAAAAGCCAAUAGUUCUAAUUCUUCCUCAUCUAUUAGCAGCAACACCUACCACCAACAUGUUAUUUCAACAGCAUCUUCUUUCACACAACAACUUCCCACAGAUCUUAGCCUUGGACUCUCCAUUUCCUCCACUCAACAUUUUCAUGUUGCCUCUUCUCUUUCAAGGGGGAAAUGUCAAUGGCAACAAAAUCACCCUCUUUCACAAGGUGUUGAAGUAAAUGAUUGUAGUGAUCAUAGUAGCUUCUUUGUGAAGGUGUACAUGGAAGGCAUUCCAAUCGGUAGAAAACUCAAUAUACUUGCUCAUGAAACUUACCAUGAGUUAGUAAACACCCUUGAACAAAUGUUUGACACAACUAUUCUCUGGGGAAAUGAGAUGGACAGAGUUCAACCAGAGAGAUGUCAUGUGUUAACUUAUGAAGAUGAAGAAGGGGAUUUGGUCAUGGUUGGUGAUGUUCCUUGGGAGAUGUUCUUAUCUACCGUUAAAAGGUUGAAGAUCACAAGAAUAGACACAUUUGGGUGUUAGAAAUAUGUCAACGAUUUCAACUUUUGUUCUCUAGAGUGAGACUUAAUAUUGUCUUUGUUAGCUUAUGAUAUAAUCUAUAAAAUCUUACUCUAGUUAAUUAAUUAGUGAAGUAUGCAGAAAGAUAUAGAUGUAUAUGCAUAGCUCACUUUGUUUUUAAUUUCUUUGAAGAAUAUGAAAAAGAAUAGUGUUGUACAUGUUCUACUCAUUAAGUGUGUUUCAAAAUAUCAAAUUUCAUGACAACGGAUUACAUUUAUGUAAAAA